Molecule: messenger RNA, 6991 nt
Organism: Microplitis mediator
Lineage: Eukaryota; Metazoa; Arthropoda; Insecta; Hymenoptera; Braconidae
Gene: Dp1
Product: vigilin
Exons: 4
Coding region: 226-4008 (1260 amino acids)
Cellular component (GO): nucleus; cytoplasm
Molecular function (GO): mRNA binding
Source: RefSeq, a predicted model, not a curated record
CCGUGACUCCAGACAAUUGACACCGAACCCGUCAGAGAGAUUACAAUUUAAGAGAUUGGAGAGGCUUUGGAUUUCUUUCGUGUCUGUACUCUCUUCACAUUGAAUCCGUUACUGGUAUAUUACUAGUAAACUGGCGUCGUAAAAAAACACUCGUUACUUCACCGGACUCUUAAAAUACGGUAGAUGCUACUGUAAGGACUCGGCACAAUCCAGGACAAUCUAAAGAUGCAGCAGCAACCAGUGAUGGAAGAGGGAACGGCCUACGAGCCUCCAACUUACGAUGAAACAUUCCCAGAGCUUCCGGGCUCGUGUAACCAUACGACCAUUUCGAACCCACUGCCGGUCAACAACAGUAUGAGAGUUGGUUCAUCAACAAUAACAACCGUUUUCCACGUACCCCUGGAAGAGCGUAAGUUUGAUCACAGCGACAAAUUCGGCGAGGGUGAGUCGAUGCGUACAUGCCAAGCAAUAAUGAAAGAAACCAAUGCCCGCAUUGAAAUAUCCUCAUCUAAAAGCCAAACACUUUCGUUUGUACUGAGCGGCAAACAAAGUGAAGUAUUAGAAGCGCGUCGUAGAAUACUCGCGACCUUUCAAACCCAAGCAAGCAAACAGAUAAAUAUUCCGAAAGAACAUCACCGUUGGAUUUUGGGUAAACAGCGCCAGCGAUUAAACGAAUUAGAAAAAAAUACAGCAACUAAAAUAAACGUACCCUCAGUCGACGUACAGUCCGACACAAUAACAAUAACUGGUACUAAAGAAGGAAUUGAAAAAGCUGAGCACGAAAUAAAAGUCAUUUCUGACGAACAAUCGCGAAAGGCAUUUGAACGUAUCAGCGUUCCUAAAAUUUAUCAUCCAUUUAUUCGCGCUUUCAAAGAUAAUACCAUCAGUUUAAAUGCUAAUGCAAGUUUACGAAUAAAUAUACCACCGGCAUCAGUUCAAAACGACGAGAUAACGAUUGCCGGUGAAAAAGAAAGCGUAGUUGCGGCCAAAAAAAAAAUAGAAAGUAUUUACAGAGAUGUAGAGGAACGAUACAGUUCGGUGUCCGUUGAAGUGCCAAAGUCACAGCAUAAAUAUGUAAUGGGACCUCGUAAUACGACAAUUACUGAAAUUUUACAAUUAACCGGAGUCAGUGUUGAGAUGCCAAGUCCUGAUUCGCCAACAGGUACCAUAACUUUACGCGGGCCACAGGAAAAAUUGGGACAAGCUCUCGACAAAGUUUACGAAAAAGCAAACAGCGUGCGCACAGUAACCGUCGAAGCUCCGUCCUGGAUCCACAAAUAUAUUAUCGGUCGCAAGGGUAUUAAUAUUAAAAAAAUAACCGAGGAAUUGCCAAAAGUAAAUGUUGAUUUUGCUGAAAAUGAUAACAAAAUAAAAAUAGAAGGCCCGCCAGAAGAAGUUGAAAAAGUAAGAGAACAAGUCGAGGCUCAUGCCCAAGAUCUUGUAACUAAACUGACAUUUGUUGAGCUAAAAGUCGAUCCCCGAUACUUCAAGCAUAUUAUCGGUAAAAAUGGCAGCAAAGUUAAUCGGCUAAAAGAAGAAACAAAUGUGUUUAUAAAUAUAUAUGAGAAAGACGGGCAAAAUAUCAUACGUAUUGAGGGCAAUCAAGCCGGCGUGAGUGAAGCUGAAUCUAAAUUAAUGAAGACUGUUAAUAAAUUAGAAAAUGAAAAGGAGAAGGAUGUUAUUAUUGAUCACCGUCACUACGCGAGUGUUAUCGGGAAAAGAGGGUUUAAUAUUAAGGAAAUUAGAGAGAAAUUUAAUAAUGUACAGAUAACAAUACCCGGGCCAAAUGAAAAAGACGACGUCGUUAAAAUACGCGGUCCUAAAUUAGAUGUUGAUAGGUGCCAUAAAUAUUUAAUGAAAUUGGCUAAAGAACUUGAUGAAAAUAGUUACACAAUAGAAGUACCUAUUUAUAAACAAUUUCAUAAAUUUAUUAUCGGUCGGGGUGGAAUGAACAUCCGUAAAAUUCGGGAAGAGACUCAGACUAAAAUUGAAUUGCCAGCAGAGGGUUCAACUGACGAAGUCAUUGUCAUCACUGGUAAAAAAGACAACGUAGAAAUGGCGCGCGAUAUGAUUAAGAAAAUUCAAAAUGAAAUGAGUAAUAUCGUUGAGGAAGAGGUCGUCAUACCCCCAAAAUACUAUAAUUUUCUUAUUGGAACUGGCGGUAAAAUAAUUCACUCGAUAAUGGAAGAUUGCGGCGGUGUGACAAUUAAAUUUCCUAGUGCCGAAAGUAAAAGUGACAAAGUUAUAAUACGUGGGGUUAAAGAAGAUGUUGAAAAAGCUAAACAACAAUUACUUGAACAAACAAAUGAAAAACAAUUGAUGAGUUUUUCAGAUACUGUACGUGCUAAGGCAAUAUACCAUAGGUUUAUUAUUGGACGUCAAGGAGCUAAUAUUAAAAAAAUAAGAGAAUCAACUGGUGCUCGUGUUGUAUUCCCGACUGAUAAAGAUGAAGACCAAGAAAUUAUAACGAUUAUUGGUAAGAAAGAAGCUGUAGAGAAGGCUAAGACAGAGUUAGAAUCGAUAAUAAAAGAAAUUGGAAAUAUUGUCGAGGAUGAAAUAACCAUUGACCCAAAACAUCACAAGUAUUUUGUCGCACGUCGUGGCGGUGUAUUGGCGCGUAUUGCUGAUGAAUGCGGUGGGUUACAAAUUUCAUUCCCACGUGCUGGAGUUGACAGCGACCGAGUUGUGCUCAAGGGCUCGAGGGAGUGCAUAGAAGCUGCUAAGCAACGCAUGCGAGAAAUCGUUCAUGAACUGGAAUCUAAAAUAACAAUUGAGUGCAUAAUUCCCCAGAUACAUCACCGCACUGUGAUGGGUGCUAAGGGUUGCAAAGUACAGAUGGUCACGUCGGAAUUUGACGUGCAAAUUAAAUUUCCAGAACGUGAGCAAAUAAAUCACGACGAGCAGCCACCGCAAGAGCAGCAGCAACAGGAACAGCAGCAGGUCAAUGGUCAAGAAAAUGGCGAGACUGAGGUACAAGAUCAUGGCCCGCCGGCUUGUGAUAUUAUUCGUAUUACUGGACAACCAGAAAAUGUUGAAAAAGCUAAGAAAGCUUUGCUGGAUUUAGUGCCAAUUACUGUACAAGUUCCCGUAGCAUUUGAUCUCCACCGUCUGAUUAUCGGGAAAUCCGGUCGAGAUGUAAGAGUACUCAUGUCUAAAUAUGACGUUCAUAUAAAUAUGUCACCGGCUGAUCAAAAACGAGAUUACAUUGAAAUUUGUGGUGCUCCUGCAAAUAUUGAAGAGGCUAAACAGGCUAUUUUUGAACGUGUUGAAGACUUGGAGGCUAAACGACAAGAACGUGCUCUUAAGUCGUACGAAUUAAAGUUCGAAGUCAGUCCGGAAUUUCAUCCUAAAAUAAUAGGACGUGGCGGCGUUGUUAUCAAAAAAAUUCGCACUGAUUUUGAUGUUCAAGUUGAUUUUCCUAAAAAAGGUGACCCUGAGGAAAAUAUCAUCACCGUUACGGGAUUUGAAAAAAAUACUCAUGAGGCUAAAGAAGAAAUUUUGAAGAUAGUCAAUGGUCUUACUAAAGAAGAAAUUAAAAUUGAUUCCGCUGUUCACUCACGGCUUAUUGGUGCACGUGGUAAAAAUAUACGUAGGAUAAUGGAAGAUUAUAAAGUUGAAAUUAAAUUCCCACGGAAAACGGACUCUGAUCCAGAUCUUGUUGUCAUUAUUGGCAGUGAAGAAAAUGUUGCUGAUGCUCGUGAACAUCUUUUGAAUUUAGAAUAUGAAUAUCUACAAGAUCUCGAGGAUCGUGAACGUACUAAGUCAAUUCGUGGUGGCAAACAUGAAUCAGAUCGACCUCUUGGCAGCAGUGAAAGCGAUUCAGGGUUUGUAGUAAAAGGAGGACCGUGGGAGCAACAACAAUCACAGCAGCCAAAAAGUGCUCCGGAUACCGCCAGUGUCGCGGACUUUCCGACAUUUGUAGGUCACGAUUCAAAUCAAGUAUCUGUUGCUACGCCAGAAGGACCUUGGGGUAAACGCCGAGAUGUCCUCGCAAAUUCGCUCAAGUAAAGCGGAUUACUUUGGUAACAUUGUUACCUUAAGCAUAAUUAAAUUCUUUAACAUAAAUUAGUAUCGAAAAUAUAAAAGUAAAAUUUUUAAAUAAUUAACAAAAAAUAAUAAACUUCAAUGUAAUAUUGAAGUUGAUCGUUGCUUCCCUAAUCCAUUGCUGACGCUGCUGCAUUACAAAUGACCUUGGCCACUCUCUUGGACUUUGAAACUGGUUUCACUGAUACCGCUAAUUAUUGCAAAGUUUUUCUUUAAUUAAUACAAUUUUAAUAAUUUUUUUUUUUUUUUUUUUUUCGUGUUUUAUGACGAUUCUAAAGUUGGAGUGAUACUGAAGUUGGACAUCUAUUAAAUUUUGGAUUCUUUUUUCGAGCGAUAAAUUGUAAAAAAAAAAUAUUUUGAAAAAUUGCACUUAUAGUUUUUUUAAUUUUCUACAUGUGCAUUUUUUUUUUUUUUUUUUUUUUUUUUUGUCAUUCGAUGUAUAGAAAAAAAAUUCAAAAAUUGUUAAUUGUUCGUUACUUCAGAAUCGAACAAUUGGAAGACAAUUAAAAAUUGGAUUUUUUUUUUAAUCAAAUCAAUUACGAAAAAAAAAAACUGAAAAAAUGCACAUGUAGAAAAUUAAAAAAGCUACAGGUGCAAUUUUUUAAAAUAUUUUUUUUUUUUACUUUAUCGUGGGUAAAAAAAUUCAAAAGUUAGUAGGUCGGCUAACUUCAGUAUCAUGUCAUGUAUCUGUAACUGCAAUGCAUUAAUUACACAGUAGAAUUUAUGAAUUUAAAAAUAUAUCAUUUUCAAAAUUUAUCAAAGGUAAAAAAAAAAUAAUCAAAUUAUCAUAUAAAUGCCUAUCAGAUACAGAUAUGUCGUACUUAAGACUGGGGCUUCAUAGAAAUUUCUAUGUCCCUUAAAAAAUUGAAAUUGUUUUUAUUCUUCAAGUUAUUAUGACGUUUUUUUUCUUCUUUUUUUUUUUUUUUUAAUUUUCUUUCAAUCAUUUGCGGAUAAAUUUUUAUAUUUUAUUGAAUGACUUCUAAUACUCGAGAAUUAUUGUCUAUUUAUUUAUAAUUGUAUAUAAAUUUCACUUUGUUUCUUUGUUUGUCUUUUUUUUUCUUGUUUUAUUUAAAUAGAGCAAGUGAUAAAUUGUAAAUUAUUAUCAAAUGCAACGUCACAUAUGGAGUAUAUUAAAUUAUUUAUAAAAAAAAAACAAUUAAUUGACUAAUUGAAUUAAAAAAAAAAAAAAUGUCUUAUCAUUAUAUUUUAAGAAGUCUCUCUAAUUAAACUGAUUGAUUUCAAAAAAUAUUUACAAGACCAAAAAUAAAUUUUUUUAAAAAAAUAUUUAAAAUUAGUAUCUUCAUAUUAAAUAUAGAAAAAUUAUAUACCAUUAAGGCAAGAGUGCAAAAAAGAAUCCAUCAAAAAUUUAAAAAAAAAUUUUUUUAAAUCAAUCGUGAUUCAUUAAAUUACGUCACAAUUAUUUCAUGAUUUUAUUUUAAAAAUUUUUAUCAAUUUUAUUUUUUUCUACACAUUAAAUUAAGGCUGAUUUCAGACCCUGCCCCUCCCACUUUUUAAAAAUAUUUAAUAACUUAAUUCUAAUGACCGUAUUAAAAUUUUGAUAAUUAAUUAAAAAAAAAUUAAGCAUUAAUUGAGAUCAAUUAGGAGUCAAACGAAAUUUGGAAAAUAAAUUUCAGUAAAAUCUUCAUUAUAAUUUUGAAUGUCAAAUUUUUUAGACUGAAAUUUAUUUCCCAAAUUUCGUUUAAUUGAUUGAUAAAAAAGUGUAAGUAAUUUUUUUAAAAAUCUAUAUCAGCUCAAUUGCCUUUUUUUCAAUUGACUUUAAUUUUUUUGAAAUUAAUUAAUAAAAUUUUGAUACGCUUAUGACAGUUGGGUCAUUGAAUAUUUUUAAAAAGUGGCGGGUACUGUCUGAGAAUGUCCUUAAGGCAAUUUGCACAGUUCCUCCCACUUUUUAAAAAUUUUCAAUGACCUAACUGUCAUAAGCGUAUCAAAAUUUUAUCAAUUAAUUAAAAAAUAAUUAAAUCACUAAUUGAAAAUAUGACAGUUUCGCUGAGAUGGAGAUUUAAAAAAAAAAUUACUUACAGUUGACAUCAAUUGGAAGUUAAAUUUGUCAAAUAAAUUUCAGUAAAAUCUUUAUUUCCAAUUUCGAAUUCGAACUUUCAAAUUUUGUAUGCUAAAAUUUAUUCAAAUUUCUUUGAGCUCCUAAUUGAUAACAAUUUUAAAAUUUUUUUUCAACUAAUUAAUUACAAAAAAAAAAAAUCUAAAAAUAUGCACAUGUAGAAAAUUAAAACAUUUAUAAGUGCAAUUAUUUGAAAAUUUUUUUUUCUUUAUAAUUUAUCGUUUUUUUAAAGUUUAAAAAUUAAUAGACGUCUGCCAAAUUUAGUAUCAUAAAUUUAAAUACCGUCAUUACAAUUCAAAAUCAUUGAAUAUUUUUAAAAAGUCAGUGACACUGUCUGAGAAUAUCCUUAAUUUAAAAAAAAAAAUAAGUAACUCGUGCAUAUAACCCGUAUGAGGCCAAUUAGUUAAUAAGUUUAAAAAAGUAAUAAUAAAUUGAAAAAAAAAUUGAAUAAAUAACUAACUAAAGAUAAAUACAAUAAUAAUAAUAAUAAUAAUAAUAAUAAUAAUAAUAAUAAUAAUAAUAAUAAUAAUAAUAAUAAUAAACAUACUUAUUCUGUUAAAAGUGCCUUGUCUAUUUUCUUCGAGACAGCUCAUUUUAAACUAUUUUAGUAGAUGAUGAUUGUGAAUAUAAUUAUGUAUAUGACUAUGAAUGAUAUAUAAUAAAUAUUCUAAUAUAGUAACUGUAUAUGAACAAAAAAAAAGAAAAAAAAAAAAAAGUACGAGGUUUACAUGUGAGUAAGUAGCGUCAUAUGCUGAGUAAAAUUAAAAUAAAUUUAAACAAUAACUUCCCGAAUUUUUUUGAAAAUCUACAAUUUUCUUAGCGGGAAGUUUAAAAUGCAAAAAAAAUAGAUUAGUAAUAAAAAAAAAAUAACAA